Molecule: messenger RNA, 1839 nt
Organism: Phoenix dactylifera (date palm)
Lineage: Eukaryota; Viridiplantae; Streptophyta; Magnoliopsida; Arecales; Arecaceae
Product: FAD/NAD(P)-binding oxidoreductase family protein
Source: RefSeq, a predicted model, not a curated record
GCGGCGGUAUAUGUUGUCCUCGAGACGAUUGAGAUGGCAACACUAGGCGAGCGCCGUUGCUCGCGGACGGAGAGCUUCUCGCGCGCUCUCUUCUUCCUUUCCUCUCCUAUAACCCAUGACUGCCUCUUUGUUGGGCUCCUUCCUCGUCCUCCAACCCAUCAAACCCUUGAAACCCCGCCUCCACCGAAACCCUAGAAUCCCCCGUUCCUCAAUCACUAUCUGCGCGGCGGAGCCCAGACCUAUCAAGAACGGCGGCGGCGAAAGGAGGAGCUCCAUGGAGGUCGGCGGCGGCGGCGCCCCUCGAAGAAGAAACCCUAGAAAGAGCUCGUACGGGACCUCCCGGAGGUCGGUCAUCAAGAAGUCAUUCGCCCAGGAGCAGGUCGUGUUCGCCACCCCAGUGGCCAAGGACCCCGUGGUCGCCAUCAUCGGCGGGGGCAUUUCGGGGCUGAUCUGUGCUUCCACCCUCGAGGAAAGGGGGAUCCGUUCCACGGUCUUUGAUACGGGUGUGCAUGGCUUAGGUGGUAGGAUGGCGACAAGAAUGAUUGAUCCCCAGCCACUUGUAUUUGAUCAUGCAGCUCAAUUCUUUACUGCAAGUGAUCCAAGGUUUCAGAAGCUGGUUGACAGAUGGUUGGAGAAAGGGUUGGUACGCCAAUGGAAGGGGCUGUUAGGAGAGCUUGAAGCUGGUGGUCGUUUUACUCCUAUAUCUUCUUCUACUGCAAGAUAUAUAGGCAUGAAAGGAAUGCGUCCCCUUGCAGAUUCAAUUCUAUGCCAGAAUCGUUGGGUUAACAUUGUGAGGCCUUGCUGGAUAAGUAAGCUUGAGCCAUUUAAUGGGAUGUGGUAUUUAACUGAGAAGGAGAAACCCCAUGGCCACUUUGAUGCAAUAGUUAUUGCACACAAUGGAAAAUGUGCAAAUCGAUUGCUUUCGACAUCUGGCUUGCCACUGCUAACAAGACAGAUGAAGAGGCUGGAACUGAGUGCUGUCUGGGCACUUCUUGCAGCAUUUAAAGAUCCACUUUCAAUUCCUCAUAAUGGAGCUUUUACAGACUUUGAAGGAGCUUUUGUAAAGGGUGUUGAUUCUCUUUCAUGGAUGGCCAACAACACCAGCAAACUUUUUCCUUUACACAGUGACAUGCCUCAGUGUUGGACUUUUUUCAGCACGGCUGCUUAUGGAAAAAGGAAUAAAGUGCCACAGGAGAAUAUCCCUAAAGUCACAGCAGAAAAAGUAAAGGAGGACUUGCUUAACGAUGUAGAAUUUGCUCUUGGACUGUCUAAGGGAUCACUUCAGUGUCCAUUUUAUACACGAGUCCAAUUAUGGGGUGCUGCUCUUCCAACCAACACUCCUGGGAUUCCUUGUAUCUUCGAUCCACAUGGGCGGGCAGGAAUUUGUGGUGACUGGCUACUUGGGUCUAGUGUGGAAGCUGCAGCUAUUAGUGGAUUGUCUCUUGCAAAUCAUAUUGCAGAUUAUUUCCAAAGUGGUGGAGCUCAGCCUGAUGACUUUGCGGUUGGGUUGCAUAAUGAGUUUCAUGCAGUUGCUGGUCAUGAUAUUGGUCAGUUUCCUGGUUUGAAAUCUGAAAAGCAAGUGCUUGAACCUCAGACAUGGACGAUCUGAUCAAAGAGAUACGUUAAGGUCUUCCUUGUCAGUGAAGUCCAUAGCCUCUCAGACCAUCCAAAUACCAUUUUGAUCUAUGGAUGUAACGAAAGGUCAAAAAGCAGAUCAAACUAUGUCGCCCUGGUGAUUUUCACAUUAAGAAGUGACAGUAAAAUACAUUUUCUGUGAUACUAAAUGAUCUGACGAGAUAUAUUGGCUGGCACCUUGAAGUGGCUAUCUAUGACAUUUCA